Neopsephotus bourkii (Bourke's parrot) is the source of this 2685-nucleotide messenger RNA. It is a transcript of the gene CAPN9, whose product is annotated as calpain 9. Gene Ontology annotation, cellular component: cytoplasm. Bases 150 to 2222 code for a protein of 690 amino acids. The record is from RefSeq and is a predicted model, not a curated record. Lineage: Eukaryota; Metazoa; Chordata; Aves; Psittaciformes; Psittacidae. Gene Ontology annotation, biological process: proteolysis. The transcript is spliced from 20 exons. Gene Ontology annotation, molecular function: calcium-dependent cysteine-type endopeptidase activity; calcium ion binding.
GAGGACGCUGCCAGCUCCCCAUAGCACACUCUUUUCCUCUGCCCUUUAUUUCACAAGACACUAGAGGUUUUAUUGCUCCCUUUUCUUUUUCUGCCUGCUCCUGCCAAGCCUUGGCUCCCUGGGAUCUCUCUGGCAGGUGGGAAGGAGCCAUGCCCUACCUGUACCGGGACUUGAAGCCGAGGUCGCCGGCACUGCCUGGUGCUGCACGUGCCACACACAGCUCGGGGAAGGCCUAUGAGGAGCUGAAGCAGGAGUGCCUGCGCAGGGGAGUCCUCUUUGAGGAUCCCGACUUUCCUGCCUGCAACUCCUCUCUCUUCUUCAGUGAAAAGCCACCUAUUCCCUUCAUCUGGAAGAGGCCCGGGGACAUUGUCAAAGACCCCAAGUUUAUCCUUGGAGGAGCCACAAGAACAGACAUUUGUCAAGGGGAUCUUGGUGACUGCUGGCUAUUGGCAGCCAUAGCUUCUCUCACACUGAAUGAAAAAACACUAUCAAGAGUGGUGCCAUUGGAUCAAAAUUUUGGGCCAGAUUAUGCUGGAAUAUUUCACUUCCAGUUUUGGCAGCACAACGAGUGGCUGGAUGUCGUGAUUGAUGACAGAUUACCCACCUUCAAUGGCGGGUUGGUUUUCUUGCACUCAGCUGAACGCAAUGAAUUUUGGAGUGCCUUACUAGAGAAAGCCUAUGCCAAGCUGAACGGCAGCUACGAGGUUCUGAAAGGAGGCAGCACAAUAGAAGCCAUGGAGGAUUUCACUGGGGGCGUAGGAGAAAUGUAUGAGGUUAAAAAGGCUCCUGACAAUUUCUAUGAAAUCCUAGCGAAAGCUCUGAAAAGAUGCUCCAUGGUGGGCUGCUCCAUUGAUACCAGCAGUGCUGCCGAGUCAGAAGCCAAAACCCCCUUUGGCCUUAUAAAGGGCCACGCUUACUCUGUGACUGGCAUUGAUGAGGUGAGCUAUCGGGGCCGGCAAGUGCAGCUCAUAAGGAUAAGGAACCCCUGGGGACAGGUCGAGUGGAAUGGCCCCUGGAGUGACAACUCUCUGGAGUGGCGUUCAGUGAGCCCAUCAGAGCAGAGACGCCUGUCUCAGGCAGCACGGGAUGAUGGGGAGUUCUGGAUGAAAUUUGAAGACUUCAAAGUGCAUUUUGAUAAAGUUGAGAUCUGCAACCUGACUCCAGAUGCCCUGGAAGACAGCACUGCGCACAAGUGGGAGGUGACCAUCCACCAGGGGAGCUGGGUCCGGGGAUCCACUGCAGGAGGAUGUAGAAAUUUCCUAGACACUUUCUGGACAAACCCACAAAUCAAGCUGCAUUUGACAGAAAAAGACGAUGGACAAGAUGAGUGUACAUUCAUAGCGGCGCUGAUGCAGAAGGAUCGCCGUAAACUCAAGAAGCUUGGCGCUGAAAUGCUAACCAUAGGCUACUCUAUUUAUGAGAGCCCUGGCAGAGAUGGACACUUGGGCAAAGACUUCUUCAGGUACCACCCCUCCAAGGCCAGGAGCAAAACAUACAUUAAUUUAAGGGAAGUGUCUAACAGAUUCAAGCUGCCACCAGGAGAUUACAUUCUUGUUCCAACCACGUUUGAGCCACACCAGGAGGCAGAUUUCUGCCUGAGGAUUUUCUCUGAGAAGAAAGCCAUCACUGAGGAUCUAGAUCAGAACGUUGCCAUUGAUCUCCCUGAGCCCAUAACCUCAACCCCAAACCCAGAAGAAACUGAAGAAGAGAAGCUUUUCAAGGCACUGUUUGAGCAGAUUUCAGGAAAGGACAUGGAGAUAUCUGCAGAAGAACUUGAAUGUGUUCUGAAUGCUGUAUUAAAAAGAACAAAAAACAUCAGAUUCAAGAACUUAAGUCUCAUUUCAUGCCGAAAUAUCAUUUCUCUGACGGAUACCAAUGGCAACGGGAAACUGGAAUUUAAUGAGUUCAAAGUUUUCUGGGAAAAAAUGAAGAAAUGGAUAAAUAUCUUUCUUCAAUUUGACUUUGAUAAAUCUGGGUCCAUGUCCUCCUAUGAGCUUCGCAGUGCACUUAAAGCUGCAGGAUACCAACUCAGCAACUACCUGCUGCAACUGAUUGUCCUCCGAUACUCUGAUGAACAGUUCCAGAUUGACUUUGAUGAUUUUCUGAACUGCUUAAUUCGCUUAGAGAAUGCAAGUCGAGUAUUCCAAGCUCUGAGUGUGAAAAACAAGGAGUAUAUUAACCUGAAUAUAGGCGAGUUUAUCAACCUGGCAAUGAACAUCUGAAGAAGUCUGACUUGGAUGCCGGAAGCUUCUGGUGAUAUCGCUGCUGAGACUUCUGCCCCAAACAGCUGAGGUCCCCUUUGCAUGCAGACUUCACCAGGAGAUUUCAUGAGGAGCAACAUGCAUUCUGUCCACCCUUUCUGGUCCCCAGCCCUCUUGAGGAGUUUAACAGUCAGAUCAUAUUUUGGUUUUGGUAAAGCCUCAUACUGGAUUUAGUACUGUGAGUGGCAUUUGGAUGGGGCACACAUGGCUCUCAAAGAGCCUGAAACUGAUACCCCUGAGUGACCACAGGUUUUUACAAAUUAGAAUUGUGUUUAUUUUCAGCACAGCGCAGACUAUAGUCAUUAAAUGUCUUUAUUGCUCCUUGGGUAGAGAUUACUGUAAGGUGCUUUUGAAAAUAUAAGGUUGCAUAAAACUUUGUUCCGUUUGGAAUUCAUUUCCAGCAUGCUGUGUAGCUACACAAAAA